This is a messenger RNA of Mycena citricolor, 3218 nucleotides long. NCBI's taxonomy places the organism in Eukaryota, Fungi, Basidiomycota, Agaricomycetes, Agaricales, Mycenaceae. The record is from the annotation of a GenBank genome assembly.
CGCGUAUCCCCUUCCCUCCUGUCUACUUAGUAUGCGUCUGAUCCUGCCUGCGAUGCGCCCUUUAGCCCGACAGAUGUAUCUCCUUCCCCGCCAUAUCCCAAUAAGCGUCCACACACUCUUCCCACUUCUUCAUCUCCUCCUGACAUACCUCCUCGUCCAAAACCACCUCGACGCGCGCUUCGACGCCGCUACACGCUGGGCACCCGCGUUCCCCGCCGCCCGUAUGCGUUUCAUCACUAGUCUCAUUGCACUCGGCCUGUGGGGUAUGCUGCUUCCGGUCUGGGUACCGGUAUACGUCGUUUUCGGGCGGGCAUGCGGUUGUGGUUCGGCUAACCGAGCGGGGUACCAUCGCGUUGGAGCCAGUGAAAAUGAAGCCGAUUUGGAGCGUUCAAGCAAGGAGCUGUCCGUUCAGAAGCACCGUCGCCGCGCGCUAUCAGCUGCGAUACGCUGGCUCCCCGAGUCUCGGUUCUUGCUCGUCCUCAUCGUAUCCGCAUACAUCUCAUUCCUCAUCUUCGCCUACACGGCGAUGUGGUCUUACGCGGAGAAUCCGGCUGACUCCCGCUUCCGGCACGCAGUAACACAGGCCAACCGUGAACCAAGGAGGGAAGGGUAUGGAACGGGGGAGAAGAUCUUUCUCGCUGCCAUGUUCUAUAACAACGCCGAAGUGGUGCCUUACUGGACUGCAGAGGUCAUCAAAGCGAUCAAUUAUUUCGGACCGGACAACGUGUUUGUGUCCAUCGUCGAAUCGCAUAGCGGAGACAACACUGCCGACCUGCUCGAAUCCUUCGACGUGACCCUCACCUCGCUCGACAUCCCACACCGCAUUCUCACGCGCGACACCUCCAUCGAACGGCCACCGGGACCCGUCAUGUGGGAGUCGAAGCCAGGCCGCAUCGAGUACAUAGCGGCCGUGCGCAAUUUGGCGAUGCAGCCCUUGUUGGAGAUGGGCGGGUACACCCGUGUAGUGUUCAGCAACGACGUGUUCAUCGAGGCGGAGUCGAUCGUCGAGUUGGUGUGCACAAGAGAGGGCGACUAUGAUAUGGUCUGUGGGAUGGAUUUCGGUCCCUGGGGACUAUACGACCAAUGGGUCGCGCGGGACCGUUUGGGCAACUUCGUCUCAAGCGUGUGGCCAUAUCUCAUGGAGAAGACCGGAUAUCAGGCCGUCAAAACCGACGAACCAGCGCCGGUGUUCGCGUGUUGGAACGGAAUUGCUGCAUUUCACGCUGAUCCCUUCCUCCCAAUUCCUCUCCGCUCAGGAAAGCAGCUCUCGGCGACACCACUCUCUGCACCUCUUCCCCAGACUCAUCCGGAACUCAACUCGACAACGCGAGGAACGAGUCCUGCUUUGACCUCGCCUCUUCGAUUCCGUGCCUCAGCCCCCGGCGAGUGUUUCAGUGCCGAGUGCUUCCUGCUGCCGUAUGAUUUCCGGCGUCAGUUCGGGCUGACGAAAAUCUACAUGAACCCGCGAGUGAUCAAUGCAUAUCAGUGGGACUGGUAUGUGUGGUUCAAGUACGUCUCGCGGCACUGGCUUGUGAUGUGGUGGAUUCGCACGUUUGAGGAUGGGGCUGGGAUGUACCAGGCGCGUGUCAUGUUGGGUGACCCGGCCAAGGCUGAAGUCUGGGAUGGGGGAGAUUGUAUGCCGCUGACGACACUGCCACAUUUAAAACCCCUAACCCUCGAUCGCUUAGCCGGACCGAUCGAUCCGUUCCGGCUACCCCAGACACCGGAGCACAAUUGCCCUCAUGACGGCGCAGCUGUUCGCUUCAUCUUCAGACCAAUCAUGCCCCGCAUUUCAGAGGCUGGAAAAGCAAAACUCGACGCCAUCCUAACGGAUGCCUUCACCAGUAAAUCUCUACCGGCGAUGUUCCUGGGCGUCGCGGACGUGGAGGGACCGAUCUACAUGAACGCAGUGGGGACGCGGUGGUUCGAAGAUCCGAGCAGUGGUGACAUCGACGUCGAUACCGUCUUCACGAUAUUCAGCCAGACGAAGCUCAUCACGACGAUCGCGUUGCUGCAACAGAUCGAGCAGGGGAAGAUCAGCUUCGACACGGCGCUCGAGGAGAUCGUGCCCCAGUACGCCAAUCCGGUCAUCCUCACCGGCGAGAAGGACGAGCAGGGCAAGGCGACUUGGACUCCUGCUCGAGGGAAGAUCCUCAUCGGGCACCUGCUGAAUCACUCAAGCGGACUGGAUGGGUCGAUAUAUGCGCCGGCUGGGAUCCCUGUUCCGGAGGGAAUGUGGCCGUCGCCGACAACGCACGAUUACAAAGAUGAGCCGGACCCAAAGGCCAAGUACUUCUACUUGCUGAAUGGAUCGGGCGAGCUCCCGGGGCCGGCGCUGCACCACGAGCCGGGAACUGACUUCGCUUACGGCAUCUCCUCUGACGCUGCGGGAUUCGUGGUGGAGGCCCUGUCCGGAAAAACGCUUGAGCAGUAUUUCAAGGACCACAUCUUCAGUCCGCUGGGGAUCACCGCACCUUCCUUCCAUCGGACUCCGGAACUCGCAGCGAACUUCCUCCCCAUCCAUCUCCGUACGCCAGCAGGCACGUUCGUCCGGUGGACCGCUCCGCCGGUCGUGCCCUUCGAUGAGGAAACCGGGGAAGCAGAUAACGUUGGAAUUGAAGUCAAACUCAUGCACGGAGGUGCCGGAAUCUAUUCGUCACAGAAGGACUACCUCAAGAUCCUUCAACAUAUCUUGCGCAUCAAAACUCGUCGUGACACAACGGGCCUCCUUUCCCCGUCCUCCGUAGAUUUGAUGUUUGAGCCGACUCUCCCGCCGCUGGGUGCUAAAACGAUUAGCGAGCGCAUGUCCUGGAACCCGUACCUGAACCUCCCUGCAGGCUCGGCACAAUACAGCCACGGCCUAGUCCUCUUUACAGAGGAUCUCCCGGGUAAGCGGCGCAAGGGCACUGGUGCAUGGGGUGGAUUGGCUAUGACCAGCUACUUCAUGGAUCCUACAACGGGCAUUGCCGUGAUCUUUGGCACGCAGAUCCUGCCACCGAGAGACAAAGUGUAUGAGAAAGUUUACGGUGAGAUUGAACGCACGAUUUACGAUGCUAUCGAGGGAUGAAACUGUUUUGUAAUUGCUCUGUGUCUAUGCAUUGAAUUCAUCGGUCACGGACCAAAGCUACAACUACGACAAAACCCUGUGUUCCUUGAAGCGUUGAUUACCCUAUAUAACCUCCCAAAUGCCCUGUUGCCCUAGAAACGAUAGAAUGGCG